UGCAUCGCAACAACAUAUCGAAAUGUUUUAUUUCCUGUACAUUUUACUCCCAAUGUGUUCUUUCACAACGCAAACGUUAGUGAAGUGGUUACCGGAUUCAAGCUUCAAUUUACCUAUUAAUUUUAAAAAUGGUGAACUUCCAUGUUCGAAACAGACAGUUAUAUUCCCCGAGAGCCUUGUAGGACCAGUGAAAAUGAAUUCUGAAACGAAUGUAAAUUCAUUUGUGUUACCCAUCGACGGCGAAAUUGUUCUGGAGGGGACUAUAAAUUUAGGAUUGGAAAUUGGGGAUACGCAAUGCAAAUCGAGAUCCGGCUGCCCGUGUCAAGAUACAUUUUUAGAAACCGACUGCUCAACGAAAUACUGCCCGGUACCAACUUGUGUACAUCCCAUUAAACCUAUUGGGCAUUGCUGUAAAAUUUGUGGUGGUUACAUUUUCUUUGACGUUACUAAGAGUUUCGACAUGAUGGACUUUAAAGAACUUGUACAGAAGGUAGUAGAAAGUUAUGGAACAGAUAAAUUGGAGUAUCACAUAGGGAGAUUGCCAAAUGAUAAAGCGCAACUUGUGAUAGUUGAUAAGGAGGAGUAUGAGGGUACGAGUGCGGAGGUACUGAACAUGAUUGAUUACAACAUGAAGGAACAUUGGGUGGAGGGUACUAAAUAUGCACAAAUAAGUGGGAGUCCUCUCUAUAAAUCUGGAAUGGGUGGGAAAAUUUUCAUAUCAAUGUUCUUUGUAGUUGUUUGUACGAUCGGUAUGAUAUAUGUUUACUACUAUAAAGUACCAGAAAUCAGAUACCCUAUUAUGGGUAGGAGCUUGCCGAACUUCUUGGCGAGGAUUCAAAGACGCAGUGAUAGUGUAGUGUCGCUAACAAGACAGGAUUCCGUGAUGACCAGAGCUGGUAGAACAGCGUUCAGGAAUCCUUUGUAUGAUUCUAAAAGGGGGCGUGUGCAAGUUGAAGAUGAGGUUACGACGCAAUAGUUAAAACUUACAAAUUAAUUUCCUAUGUUAUUACAUACAAUUAUAUAGUUUU
Papilio polytes (common Mormon) is the source of this 1028-nucleotide messenger RNA. RefSeq lists its product as uncharacterized. The transcript is spliced from 2 exons. Gene Ontology annotation, biological process: intracellular protein localization; receptor-mediated endocytosis. The record is from RefSeq and is a predicted model, not a curated record. NCBI's taxonomy places the organism in Eukaryota, Metazoa, Arthropoda, Insecta, Lepidoptera, Papilionidae. Bases 23 to 976 code for a protein of 317 amino acids. Gene Ontology annotation, cellular component: apical plasma membrane; endocytic vesicle.